UCUCUACGUACUGCUACAACUCCUCCGGUUUGAUGGACCGUCAUACUUGGCAGUUCGACGCAAGCCUUUCCCCGUACCGGUUCUCAGAUGUCCACAACAAGUUCACGGUCACAGGGUGCAAUACCCUCGCCUACAUCUAUGCUGACAGCACCGGUAUGGGCUACCAGAGUGGGUGCGUCUCAACGUGCCAGAAUCUGACAGACUUAGCAGAUGGAUCAUGCUCCGGCUUGGGCUGCUGCCAGCCAGCGAUACCCAAGGGGAUGGGCUACUACGUGGUCGGCUUUGACAGUGGUUUUAACACAAGCCAAAUUUGGAACUUCAGCCGCUGCAGCUACGCCGUGCUCAUGGAGGUGGAAGCAUUCAAUUUCAGCACCGCGUACAUCAGCGCGACCAAGUUCAACGACACAAACACCGGGCGAGUACCCGUGGUCUUGGACUAGGCGAUAAGAAACGAGACGAUGUCGUUGUCGUGUGAGGAAGCCAAACUGAACAAGACGGGCACCUACGCAUGCCUCAGCAGCAACAGCCGGUGUGUCG
Molecule: messenger RNA, 537 nt
Organism: Panicum hallii
Lineage: Eukaryota; Viridiplantae; Streptophyta; Magnoliopsida; Poales; Poaceae
Product: wall-associated receptor kinase 2-like
Exons: 1
Coding region: 33-440 (135 amino acids)
Source: RefSeq, a predicted model, not a curated record